GACAGUGUAGACAGUGUAUCGAUAAAACACUGUAGAUUCGAAGAAAAAAAAUUUGUAUAAAUUUAAGUAAAAUUAUUGGGCAAAAAGCAAACCAACAACAACUCGCGCGAAUGCAUGGUGCACAUAAAAGGCUGAUAAGACCAAACUUACAAACACAAUUACACACUUAUACACCCAUACAUAUACAAAUAUAUAGAUAUAUAUUUAAAACAAAAAACAAAAAAAAAAGUGACUAACUAAAGUAAAUUAAAAGAAAAAGGAAUAAACGCAGCGGAAGGCGACAAACACAUAUAAUUAAUUAAAUAAACAACAAAAUGGAAGCAAUCGCCAAACACGAUUUCUCAGCAACUGCCGACGAUGAACUCAGUUUUCGGAAAACUCAGAUUCUAAAGAUAUUAAACAUGGAAGACGAUUCCAAUUGGUAUCGUGCGGAACUAGAUGGUAAAGAAGGUCUCAUACCCAGCAAUUACAUAGAAAUGAAAAAUCACGAUUGGUAUUAUGGCCGCAUCACACGUGCCGAUGCUGAAAAGUUACUAUCGAAUAAACAUGAAGGCGCCUUUUUGAUACGCAUCAGCGAAUCUAGUCCCGGCGAUUUCUCCUUAUCAGUCAAAUGUCCCGAUGGUGUGCAACAUUUUAAGGUUCUGCGCGAUGCCCAAAGCAAAUUCUUUCUCUGGGUGGUCAAAUUUAAUUCCCUCAAUGAACUGGUCGAAUACCAUCGAACAGCGAGCGUAUCACGAUCACAGGAUGUCAAAUUGCGUGAUAUGAUACCUGAAGAGAUGCUUGUACAGGCGUUGUACGACUUUGUGCCACAAGAAUCUGGUGAAUUGGACUUCAGACGCGGCGAUGUCAUCACUGUAACAGAUCGCUCCGACGAGAACUGGUGGAAUGGUGAAAUUGGCAAUCGGAAAGGCAUAUUCCCAGCAACCUAUGUGACGCCAUAUCAUUCAUAAUAAAUAUAAAAGAAAAAGAACACACAAAACAAUUCAUUAACAGGCAACAUAGCCGCAACAAAAAAAAAGAAAAACUAUUUGCAGCAAAAGCAACAACAACAACUACUAUAAAUAUUAGCUGCAACAUCAUCAACAACAAAAACAAACUAAGCAAAACAAAAAAAAUAAAGGAAAUGCAUUUUUUUUACGUUUUUUGAAAUUGUUUCUAAAACUGACAACAGCAUCCACUUGCAAUUUACAUAUAAAAAUACAUACUUAUAUGAAAGAAAUAUAUAUAUAUAGAUAUAUAUAGAA
Drosophila willistoni is the source of this 1244-nucleotide messenger RNA. RefSeq names its product growth factor receptor-bound protein 2 (gene drk). The transcript has 6 exons. Lineage: Eukaryota; Metazoa; Arthropoda; Insecta; Diptera; Drosophilidae. The record is from RefSeq and is a predicted model, not a curated record. The coding region runs from base 315 to 950 and encodes 211 amino acids. Gene Ontology annotation, molecular function: protein binding.